UUUCCCCUCCCUUCCAAGGAGGGAGUAAAUAAAGCAGGCGAGGAGCUGGAGCAGGCGGCUCUUCCCACCGGCUCCUCUCCCCAUUCCCAUGGAUACGUGUCCUGGCUGACGGCUCAUCCCGCGGACAUGUGCGCGGAGGAAGCCGCGGCCUCUCUGCUCCAGCUGGAGGAGACCUUCUCAGCAAGCCUGGCACGGAUCGAUGCCCUGGUCCUGAAGCCUCUGCUCCAGGCAGAGCCAAAUGACCAGAAGGGGAAGGAGAACUUCAAACUCUUCCUGCUCCUCAACGAUCGAUUCCAAGCCCUCUGGAACCUCACGGAGGAAAACUACCGGAUACUGAAACAGAAACGCGGCGACUCCGAGCGCUCCUGCAUCCAGGACGUUUACACCAUCUGGAAAGGGGACCUGUUCCUCAGCAUCUACAUCCAGUAUUUUGUCACCUUUGCAAACUAUGUCGUGGUCCAAGGCUUCGAACACAUCACCAAGAGCAAAAGCGAGGCCUGGAAGCUGCACAAGACGGUGCUGAAGCAGUUCCUGACAGACUUCACCCCCGAGACCUCCAUGGCCCUGGCCCUGUACACUGUCCUGCACAAACCCCUCCGGGAUCACAUCCAGCAGUACCUCCUGCUCCUCACCAAGCUCAAGGAGACCCUCAAAGAGGGCCCUGAGAAGGACGUGGUCACCGGUGUCAUCCAGGAGUACGUGAAGCUGGAAUCUUUCAUCAGCCAGGUCGUGGAUGAAGCCUGUUUUACCAAGGCCUUAUGGAAAUCCUUGGGCUGCAAGUUCACGGACAUGCUGUGUGUUCCCGAGAGGAGGCUGCUGGAGGACAGCAAGAACCUUCCCAUCUCCACCGGCACCAACCGCUCCGACCGGAUCCUGCUCUUCGACGAUGUCCUUGUGCUCAUCCAGGGAAACAGCUUCCAGAGUUUUGACCUGAAGCUCGUGUGGGUGGAUGAAAACUGCGGAGAGAAAUCGGCUCCGGGGCUGCACAGCCUGCGUGUCACGACCCCAGAAGAAACCUUCCUCCUCUCUGCCAAAGACCCGCAGAUGAAGGCCGUGUGGCAGUGGAAGCUGAACCAGGCCGUGCGCCAGGCCCUCAACGGGAAGCGGGAUUUCCCGCUGUGGGGCCGGACGGGCGAGGGCAGCGAACCCCCGUCCUGCCGCUUCUUCUCCUACGUCUUCAGGCUGGAGGGCAGGUUCAGGAGCGCGGCCUACGAGGGGGAGUGGCGCUGGGGGAAGCCCCAUGGCAAGGGGACGCUGAAGUGGCGCGACGGACGCAACCACGUCGGGGACUUCAAGGAGGGCUUGGAGCAUGGGUUUGGGAUCUGCCUGGUCCCCCGCCAAGCUGAGGACAGGUAUGACUGUUACAAGUGCCACUGGUACGAGGGCAAGAUGAGAGGCUACGGAAUCUGUGAGUAUGGGAAUGACUUGGUCUACAAAGGUUACUUCAAGGACAACGUGCGGCAGGGCUUUGGGAUCCUGGAGAACUUCUCAGCUGAGCAUCCCUUCAGAUACACUGGCCAGUGGGAAAACGACAAGAAGAACGGAUAUGGAGUCUGGGAAGACAAAGACAGAGGGGAGAGAUACAUCGGGACGUGGCUGGAUGAUCACAGGCAUGGCCAGGGCAUCGUGGUGACCCAGUCAGGGGUCUGCUACCAGAGGACAUUCCACGCUGAUAAGAUGGUGGGUUCUGGGAUCCUGCUCCUGGAAGACGACUCCGUCUACGAAGGGAACUUCACGGAGGAUCUGACCUUUGUUGGGAAGGGAAAGCUCUCCUUCGCCAACGGCUUCGUUUUGGAGGGAACCUUCACCAACAAGUCGGGCCAAGGCCUCCAGACCCACGGCGUCCUCAACACCUCCAACGAGCAGCUGGAUGAGAGGAUCACCAAAACUCAGCUGGGCCUCAGGGAGUUCCCAGUGGAGAAGAGAUGGAAGGGAAUCUAUGACCAGUUCCUGGAAUUCCUCCAGUCUGGCUGCAAGGAAGAAAUGGAGGAGUCUUUCACAGGGUUCCACAUCCAAACCAGCAAGGAGCUGAGGAAAUCUCAGGAAUAUCUCUUCUGCCAAAGGGGGACUGAGGACAUAUCCUGGAAAAUUGAAGAUAUCCUUGAAGAGCUUGUCCAGCACCAGGAGCUGGAGUCAGUACAGAGUUAUCUAGAGAAGGCGUUGAAGUCCUCCCUGCACCCUCUGGGCAAGCUGCUGAAGGCCCUGACAGUCGCUUUCCAGGCAACAUAUUCCGGGAUCGGGGCCAACAGGCACCUGCUGACCAUGGCACAGGAGGAGGUCAAGUACUACGCCAAGAAAAUUUGGGAAUUCUACCGGGGUUUGCUCCAGUUGGCACUGGAACAGAAAGGCCAACUGUCCCCAAGGGCUGUGGAUGGAGACAUGAGUGACCAGAAGGCCUCCAGUGUGGUCCUGCCCCUGAUCCUGCCCUGCUUCUACCCCGAGCUCUUCAUGCUCUACAUGCUGUACCACGAGAGGGAGGAUGACCUGUACUGCCAGGGCAUCGUGGACCUCAGCCUGUUCCCUGACAUCAAGCUCCUGGAAUUUCUGGAUGUGCAGAAGCACCUCUGGCCUCUCAAGGAUCUCACCCUGACGACCAACCACAGGCGCUCCCUGAUCAAGGACAAGUGUUUCCUGUCGGCCACCGAGUGUUUGCAGAAGCUCAUCACCACGGUGGAUCCCAGGGAAAAGCUGCUGAUCCUGCAGAAAACCUACGAGGAGCUGGAGGGCACCGUGGGCAGGGUGCUGGGCAAGGACUACAAACUGCCCAUGGAUGACCUGCUGCCCCUCCUCAUGUACGUCGUGUCCAGAGCCAAAAUCCAGCACCUGGGAGCUGAAAUCCAUCUCAUCAGAGACUUGAUGGAUCCCACCAACCAAGGAGGAAUGUUUGACUUCCUGCUGACAGCACUGGAGUCGUGCUACGAGCACAUCCAGAGGAUGAGGCUCCACCAGAGGGAGAGUUGCCCCCUGACUCCCAGCUCCUGAGCCCCAGGAUCCCAAGGGAACAUCCUUCCCGCUGCACUUUCCUGCUGGACGAGGAAUCCCUCGUGUCCCUGCUUCUGGCUGCCUCUCAAAGGGAAGAAUUCCUGGAUCAGCUGCGGGUUUUUGGAAUAACCUGCUCCUAAAGCACACACGGGGAUGCCGAUGGAUAAAACCCUUCGAUAUCCAACCUCAGCUGGUGGUUGGGAAUCUCUUCCCGACUGGAAAAGGUUUCUUUGCCCUGUGGUUUCGUUUUCCUUGUCCUGCCAAUCCCAGGGAGCUCCUGGUGAAUGGACAGAAAGGAGAAGAGUUUAUUUGAGAGAAAGCACAGGAAUUCUGGUGGGACCAUUUCUGGUUGGAGAGGUCACCCCACAUUCCUAAAAAAAUCCAUUCCUGGAGGGGGCAGAGGGGGUUUUUUCCACUCCUCUUCCUCCCUGGGCCAAACUCAGGACCUCUCCAUGGCAUUUGAAAGCUGCUAUUCCCCAAUUCCCGUGGUUUAGGAGACUAAAAGGUGUGGAUUUAUUGAAGCCUCAGGGAAUGAAUGUCACACCCGCACCUUGGAUCCGCUCCUGCUGCUCUGGAAUUCUGCAGGGAUUUCCUGUGGGCUUGGAAGAAAAGGAAUGUUGGUCUGGGGGGAGAAAUCCCAACUCCUGGGAAGAGAAAACAUGCAACACUUGUUUUUCUGCUGCUUUUCCGAGGGGAUUUGUGCUGACAGACCCCCCCAGACCCCAAAAUCAGGCUGGGAUUUAGCCUUCCUUUGGAAAAUCAAAGGGGUAUUUGGGAUUUUUUUGUCCCUCCCAGUCCUGUGUGAGGUCCAUUUGGAGAGGUUUUGACACAGAUUUUAACCUGUUUUUUUUUUUUUAAAUUAUUUUUUACAGUUUGACUUUUAAUUAAUUAAUUAAUUGUCCAGGUAACUAAUGAAUUGUCCAGGCAAACACAAGCUCUUGGCUCCUGUUUCUCACAUGGAUUGAUGCUUUAAUAAAUAAUAACACUGAUUACAAGAAUUAAUAUAUUGGGAUGAGAGUCUCCUACUGGAUGUUUUCCGGGAACUUUGUAUUUAAAUAAAGCUGGUUGGAAAUUUGAAGGGAGAUUCCAGGCUUCCCUGCUCCUUAUUCCAAUCUCUUUGCUGCCUUCAAGCGUUGGAGAAUUUGCUUGGAUUCGUUGAUUUUUUUUUUUAGGAAGCACGUGGCUCCUUUUCCUGCCUUGCUCAUUCCUGGGAAUGAAGGGAUUGGAAGUGCCAAAUCUGGAUCCAUCAAUCUCAUUUUACGUGGUUUAACCACCAGUGUCACAACAUGCAGGAAAUGCAAGGCCCAAAAACGUGCUUUUCCGACCAAAACACGGGAUUGGCAGCUCGGAAUCUUUGUCCCUCACCUUUGGGAAAGGUUAAAAAGGAGGGAAAAACUCCAGCUGGAGUUUUGGAGAAGGGAAAGAGCCCCAAGGACCCAACUGCGAAAUUGGAAUUGUGGAGCUGCUUCAAACUGGUGCUUUUCCAACCUCCUGCCAGAAGGUUGGAGCACUGGGAUGGUUUAAUCCACAAAAAAAAAAAUAAAAAAUGCUGUUUUC
Chiroxiphia lanceolata (lance-tailed manakin) is the source of this 4539-nucleotide messenger RNA. It is a transcript of the gene ALS2CL, whose product is annotated as ALS2 C-terminal like. Lineage: Eukaryota; Metazoa; Chordata; Aves; Passeriformes; Pipridae. The record is from RefSeq and is a predicted model, not a curated record.